Molecule: messenger RNA, 2752 nt
Organism: Mytilus trossulus (common blue mussel)
Lineage: Eukaryota; Metazoa; Mollusca; Bivalvia; Mytilida; Mytilidae
Product: cilia-and flagella-associated protein 96-like
Exons: 7
Coding region: 289-1224 (311 amino acids)
Cellular component (GO): centrosome
Source: RefSeq, a predicted model, not a curated record
GGAGCACCUAGCGGAAAUCUCCAUAGCAAUUGUUCACACAAUGGAAGAUAAUUCUCCUGUUUAGGGAAAAAUUGAAAUUAUCGUGCAUUAAAAAACAACAUUGAUGCACACAAAUUAUCAGAAUCGAUUCUGAAUAAGAUUGCACGAUUAUAAAAUAGUUAAAGCUAACUUUUGGCGGCUAUCAUAGUCAAUUAUUUUGAAACUACAGGAUAAUAACAGAGGAAAGUUUCGUGAAGUGCAGUUAAGGAGACUUUUUUUUUAGUUUAGACAUAUACACACAGAUUCAAGAUGGGAGAUAAGAAGAAUGAUAUGGACCGAAUUGGUCUGUUCCAGGAAAUGGGAUAUGUCACAAUUGGAGACAAAUAUAAAUCAGCCAAUCAAAUGGCAUUCAAUGACGCUUCACAAAAAGGCAAACAGAUGUUGCCUGGAGGGAGUAAGGAUAGAUCAGCAUUACAAGCCGGAUAUUUUACAGAUAAAUUUGGUAGAGUUUUUGAAUCAGAAGGAUAUUCCGAUCCAAUCAAACUACGACGGCAGCACAGGCUUAGAGAAGCUCAGAAAAAUAUAGUUAAAAGUGCAUUUUUACCAAGUAGUGGUGAAAAAAAAAUGUCUGGAUUGGGAAGUCAUUAUGGUACAUUAAGUGGUCCAAUUGGUGCACUGAGUCCGCAGGCUAGACCAGGAAAACCACAUAAAACUUCAGGAAAGAACUUUAUGACAAAUCCAGGAAAGAGGGGAACAGGAUUUGGCUAUGUCGGUAUAACGCUUGGAGAUUAUCCUAAGUACCAAGGGGAUUCCUAUAGCAGAGCAAGGGAAAUAACUAAGAAAGAACUUGCUGCCCAUAAAGCUGCCUUGAAAGGAGAUUCAUUUAAACUGAAUAUGCAUCCAAAAUCUUACUUUGAUUCCAAUCCAUAUCACACAGACAAACCAAUGUCCAGAAAAGGAUCAGCAUCUAUUACAAAGAAAUUGGAUGGUCCAAAAUUCAAACCAAGUAAUCCUGGAAAGAGACCUGCUGGAUGUAAAGCUGGAACCUUUGAUCCUUACCCAUCACACUCAGCUGAUCCUUAUAAGAUGAAAAUACAUCGUCCAGUCAAUGUAGUCAACAAGAGUGGAAAAAUAUUUGUCCCAUCACAAGGUCCAAAAACUACACCUUCUGUCUCUAUAGUGGAUCAAAAUGUUAUGAGAACAAUCAACAUACAGAAUUACAGAUCAGUGUCUUCAAUAGUAUAAGUUGUCUAGCCACCACAUUAAUUAUUUAAUUCCACCUUGAUGUGCAUUGUAUGUAUUAAGUCUGAAACCAGACACAAACUACAUAAAUUCAUGAAGAUUGAAGAACAGAAAUAAACUGUCUUACCAUGCUCUGGAUAGUAUGUUAUGUUGGGAUGAAGGAAAUAUGUCAUUAUGUCUGUCAAUUUGUAUCUUUUCAUUUUCGUAAAUACUAAUAUGUAAAAUACAGAGAAGGUUACUGUUUCACCGAUACUUCCAUUUGUUAUUGCAUCACAAAAUUUUGUGAUUUGUUUGCACAAAAAUUAGUAUUUGAAAAGAGAAAAAUGAGAGAAAUUUGAGUUAUCUUAUGAAAAAAGUGUUACUUAAAAGACAAAUAAUCUUAAGAUGUAUUCCAUGAAUAUCAAUGAAUUCACAAUACUUUCAUACACCUAUACUUAACUGUUAUUUGUUUGGUUUGUUUUUUAAUAUAUAAUUUUUCAUUGUUUUGUUGAAGAAAACAUAAAUUUGUUUUGUUUUGUUUAUGAAAUGGAAAAGUUAGUUAUUUUUUAAUCUAUUUAAUGACUCAAACCAAAGUCUGGUCUUUUUCAAAUAAUUUUGAUUUAUCUCCCCUUACUAAGAUUGAUUUUUCUUAAUUGAAGGGCAAGGAUUUGCUUGUCUUUAUUGAUAAGUAUUCCAGUGUAUGAGUUAAAAUAAAUAUUUUGACUUUUUUACAAACCAUUUAUAAAAGUUAAUAAAUAUGUAUUUUUGUUAGUGUGUAAACAUAUGUAUAUAAACAGUUUGUGAAUGCUAUUUAAAUGUGUCAAAGCUAUUUUUGUUUUAAUGUGAUACACAUAUCGUCUGUUCUUUACCUCUCUUAAACCCUUUGUAUAAUUCUAUUUUAAAACUAUCUGUUAAAUAUUUUUAUUUUUAAAAUUAUGCAAGAUAUCUAUAUUUAAAUAUGAUGUGAAAUACCAUUGAGUCCUCCACGGAAUACCACAUAGAUUGUUCACCCUUUAGAUUAUAAAAUUAGGUGCUACAAUUAGAUGUAAAGUAAAUGUCCAAACAGGCAGAAAUGGAAAGUUUGUACGGUUGAUAUCUUAAAUUUUUAUACUUUCAUAUUAUUCCUGCUUAAGGAAGUGCAAUAUUAGAUAAUUAUUAUGCUUAAGAAUUACAGUAUUGCAAUUUCUAUAAUAAAUUGUGGUGCAAAAAAAGAUUUGUUAAAAUCAUGGUUUUAGACAGCAAAAUCAAAAACUAAAAGUUUCAAUUUAUUUUUUUGCAAAAUGUCUUAUAUUAAUGGAAAAUAGCUAUUCAUAGAUUAAAUUUUAAAUUGUAUAAUCAUGGAACCAGUGUUUGCUUGUGUUUGACAACGAAACAUUUGGAAAUUAGGUAAUUUUAGACUUUUCCAUGUACUUAAAUGGAUUACUAGUUUGGUCAUUUACUUUAUAAUAUUAGUGAUAACUGCUGAAACACAUCAUAGAAGAGCACAUCAGAUUAUGACCUAUUUUAUUUCAAUGGAGGAUUAUGAGUCUAUUAAAUGGUAUUCUAUUUUUAA